CACAGGAGGAAAAAGCUUAAACAUCUUUUGGAAGAAGAAGAAAUACAACUUAUUAGGGAAAUAGAAAUCAAGCAGACGAUGAUUGAAUGUGAAUAUUGUAAAAAAAGAGAAAGCAAAAUAGUAAAUUACGAGGAAGAUAUUGAAAAUGAAAAAGGGCGCGAAUGUUUAAAAGCUCUUGAAAGAGAAAAAAUAGCUAAUGGCAUGAAAUGCACAAGAGUGGAUGAGAUUGAACUGCGAAAUAUACAAAAAAUGCAAAUGCACGAAAAGAAGUUAAUAGAACAAAAUCAAGCGGAUAUCGAUGAAAUAUGGCACCGGAUUCUUUUACAAGAUGUUAGAAUGAAGGAAGAAAAAGAAAGAGCCACAGCAAACAGAUUAAAACAAGAAAUGUGCGAACGUCGAAUGGCUUACGAUGCGCAAAUAGCAAGCGCUAAUAGAAAAAGACAAGAAGCGUUACAAACUGAAAGAGCAUUCGAAAACAGGCGGUUGGAAAGAAUGAAGGAGAAGAUGGAACAGGAUUACUAUGAUGCAAUCAAAAGAAAAAAAGAUCAGCAAAUAACGAACAAACAAAACUUCAUAGAGGGACACCAAAUAAAGUUAUCGCGGAUAAAAAGUGAAAAGAAACAGGAGAGAGAUAUAGAUAUAAAUGCAAUUCGAAUCGCAAAGAAUGAGUUGCGACGAGAAAAUCAAAUGAAAUUGAAUCAAAUUCGAACGCUUAAAAGACAACAGGAUAUAUUCGAAGUCAAUUUGAAUUACGAAAAAAAACAGGCAGAAGAAUUAGAAAAAGAAGCAAAUAGAAUAGUUCGUGAAUGGAAAGAACGAGGUGAAAAAGAAAAUGAUGAAUUUGUUAAAAGAUCUGAAGCGGAAAAACAAAACAAUAAACUCCAAGCAGCACAAGAAUACAAGCAGCACAUAGAAAGAAUUAAGCACGAAUUAGAGAUGAAAAGAGAGGAAAGAAAAGCUACAAUGGACAGAGUAAAAAGGAUAGCGUACGAUGAAUUGCAAAGAAACCUGGACAGUGCUAAUGAAGAACUGAGACGCCAGAUGGAAUACAGGAAUAUAUUGACAAAUCAAAUAAGCGAUAGCCAGAAAAUUAUGGAUCUAGAAUUAAACGAAAUGGAGAGAAAGCAACUACCAUUCACAAAAAAGGCGAUAAUGUUUGAAGAAGCGAUGAAGGAUAAAGUAACCCACCCAAUAAGUGAGAACCCCAUUCAUCCGUUUAAGAAAACCAUGCAGAUGCAUCAAACUCCAUCACUGCCGAAUAUCAGAAAAAGUCGAUUUUGAUAUUUGUAUUUAUUUAAAAAAAUAAAAACCUACUGACCUCA
Molecule: messenger RNA, 1322 nt
Organism: Bicyclus anynana (squinting bush brown)
Lineage: Eukaryota; Metazoa; Arthropoda; Insecta; Lepidoptera; Nymphalidae
Product: trichohyalin-like
Exons: 8
Source: RefSeq, a predicted model, not a curated record